CGUGCCGUCUAAGGUGCCGCUGGAUGGGGUAUUUCUCUGUUGACCAUCUCGAUUCUUGACGACGACCAUUUUCUCUCUGGAGCAUUUUCUGGACCAACUUUUACCAUACCAUAUCAAUCUAGACCACAUUCAGUCUCUUUCUCUCCACUACUACUCCUUGGACCACCUCCUCCCUAGCUCGUCAGCCAGCCCUUUGAUACCAUGCUGUGCACAGCACGUUACUCCAAGCUCAGGCCCUUCUCGGCCUGGCCUUCCCUCUCACAAUGCCAACGCCGCUUCAUGGCCGCCCAAGCGGCUCAUACAAGGAAAGAGGGUGAUAUCUCUUCAGUUUUCCGUUCACUUUCCGGCGCCGACGAGGAGGAGCCACUCCCUGCGAGAUACACCGACGUGAAGCGUGCCCUUUUGAGCCGCGCAGGAGGCAAGGAGGCCCUGCAAGCGAGCUGGAACCGCCUGCUGGGAAGCCUCAAAACCGAAACCGAGAUUAUCAAAUCCAACAAGAGGACAAUAAUCCCCGAGAUAAACUUCUCAGAUCUCGACAACCCGUCAGCCGAGUUCAGCAAGACCUUCCGAAAGCGAGGUGUUGCUGUUGUGCGCCAAGUCGUGCCUGAGCAGGAGGCUCGCGGAUACAAGAACCAGAUUGAGAAGUAUAUCGCAGCGAACCCGUCGACAAAAGCAUUUCCUGCUCACGAUCCGCAGGUCUUCGAGAUGUACUGGUCGGCAUCGCAGCUUGCUGCGCGGAGCCACCCGAACCUGAUCAAGACCCAGAAGUUCCUCAUGUCGUACUAUCACUCACGAAACCCCUCCGCCGAGUGCUCCACCCAGCAACCCGUCACGUAUGCGGAUCGUCUCCGCAUCCGCCAGCCCGGCGACGCGGGUUUCGCCCUAGGACCCCACGUCGACGGCGGUAGCGUCGAGCGCUGGGAGGAUGGCGGUUACGGCAAGGGCCAUGUCUACGACAAGGUGUUCGAGGGCGCGUGGGACGAGUUUGACCCGUGGGAGCUCACGACGCGCCUCGACGCCGUCACAGACCUGUACAACGGUGCUGGGUCAUGCAGCAUGUUCCGCAUGUUCCAGGGCUGGCUUAGCAUGUCGCACACCGACGCCAACGAGGGCACCCUGCUUGUCAACCCCCUGCUAUCCCUCGCGACAGCGUACUACCUCCUCCGGCCCUUCUUCACUCCCAAAUCGGCGCCCGCCCUGUCCUCCCCCGAGGCCGAGUACUCGCCCGAGUUCCUCGAUCCCUCCAACUGGAAACCCGAGGAUCCUCUCACCUCCGCCCUGCAGGGCACCUGGCCUGGCCACAGCCAGGAGCUGAGCCACGCGCUGCACCCGCAUCUCAACCUCCCGCACACCAUGAUCCACGUACCCAAGAUCGCCCCCGGCGACUACGUGGCCUGGCACUGCGACACGAUCCACUCGGUGGACAAGGUGCACAACGGCGCGGGCGACUCGAGCGUGCUGUACAUCCCGGCGUGCCCGACGACGCGGAGCAACCUCGACUACCUGCGGCGCCAGCGCGAGAACUUCGAGGACGGCGUGCCCCCGCCCGACUUCCCCGGCGGCGAGGGCGAGCGGCAGCACGUCGGCCGGGCCACGGUCGAGGACCUGAAGGCCAUGGCCGGCACCGAUGCUCUCCGCUCGACUGGAUUCGCGCCGUUUGAUGUUGCGGCUGCGGCGAGCAAGGGCGAGGCAGAGGUUCUCAAAUAUGGAAACAAGGUGAUGGGGUUUUAGGAGACGAGAUUCUGGGAAUAACUUGAUGCAUAUAAUUAUUCGUGGACUGGCGUAACUAGUUUGUUUGGUCACAGUAUUGGAUGGAGGCGCACAUGUAGCCUGUAAUUAAUCAAGUUUCUGCAAUUAUCUUGAGAAUCCGAUGAUCAGCCC
This is a messenger RNA of Phialemonium atrogriseum, 1881 nucleotides long. RefSeq lists its product as uncharacterized. The record is from RefSeq and is a predicted model, not a curated record. The coding region runs from base 202 to 1731 and encodes 509 amino acids. The transcript is spliced from 2 exons. NCBI's taxonomy places the organism in Eukaryota, Fungi, Ascomycota, Sordariomycetes, Cephalothecales, Cephalothecaceae.